This is a messenger RNA of Thlaspi arvense, 522 nucleotides long. The record is from the annotation of a GenBank genome assembly. Lineage: Eukaryota; Viridiplantae; Streptophyta; Magnoliopsida; Brassicales; Brassicaceae.
AUGGGGACAAAUCUUUUGGGUUUGACACUGCUGUGGAGGAAGCUCAACGCAAUCAACGCAGCUAAUGUUGAAUCAGAGAGUAAUGAGAAUUGUGUCGAUUUUGUUAAGCUUAUGGGUCGUUACAGUGGAUUCAUAGCGAUGUAUGCUACAUUAGCAAGUAGAGAUGUUGAUUGCUGCUUGAUUCCCGAGUCACCAUUUAACCUCGAAGGAGAAGGUGGACUCUUGGGGUUCAUAGAGAAACGGCUCAAGGAACAUGGUCACAUGGUGAUUGUUCUUGCUGAAGGAGCAGGACAAGAUUUGAUGUCCAAAAGCAUGGAAACUAGUACUCUCAAGGACGCGUCUGCAUACAUGAUCUGGACUGUUCCAAGCAAUGCAUCAGACAAUGUCUACUGUACACUUCUUGCUCAGAGUGUGGUGCAUGGCGCAAUGGCUGGUUACACUGGCUACACCAGUGGUCUUGUCAAUGGAAGACAAACAUACAUCCCUUACUACACUUACGGGACGGAUCUGACUGUUGAUUAG